Messenger RNA from Pseudomassariella vexata, 1306 nucleotides. RefSeq names its product adenylate kinase-domain-containing protein. The record is from RefSeq and is a predicted model, not a curated record. Gene Ontology annotation, cellular component: cytoplasm; mitochondrion. Lineage: Eukaryota; Fungi; Ascomycota; Sordariomycetes; Amphisphaeriales; Pseudomassariaceae. Gene Ontology annotation, biological process: ADP biosynthetic process. Gene Ontology annotation, molecular function: AMP kinase activity; ATP binding. The transcript is spliced from 4 exons. The coding region runs from base 356 to 1159 and encodes 267 amino acids.
AACCAAAUAAGCCAGGUACUUGACCAAGCCAGCAAUAAAUGCUCGAAUAAGCGUUGAAUUGUUAGCCGAGCUCCGACCGGGCUUGGCUUUUUUUUCCCAACGUAAGUUACAAGGUACGAAGGUGCAAGCUGCUGCUCUGUAACUCGACGGUUCCCUGCACAAGCAUCCAACUGCGCGCUGGCCUCCGCCAAACUUCGGAACUCCCAGUCCAAACUUCGGAGCUCCCAAGUUUCUCAAUUGCUCUUGUGAAUUUCUACCUCUCUUCCCGCGCCAUUUUCUCUCCUACUCCCUUUCGCCCUCCCCAAAUCCUUCCCUUGGUCAGGUGUUGUCUUCCAACUCUCAAAAAAUCCACACCAUGGGUGUUCUUGACCACGAAGUACAAAGGCUACAGGACAUCGUGUCCGGGCUGGAGCACCGCAUAGAGAAACUCGAGCAGCGCCAAACGGGCGAGACCAAGCCCACUGAAGGCGUGCGCAUGAUCCUCAUGGGGCCUCCCGGUGCCGGAAAGGGAACACAAGCGCCCAAGAUCAAGGACAAGUUCUCAUGCUGCCAUUUGGCGACGGGUGACAUGCUCCGAUCUCAGAUAGCCAAGAAGACGACCCUCGGUCGUGAAGCUAAGAAGAUCAUGGAUGCUGGAGGCCUGGUCAGCGACGACAUUGUUAUUGGCAUGAUCAAGGAGGAGCUCGAAAACAACAAGGAGUGCAAGGGCGGCUUCAUUCUCGACGGUUUCCCCCGCACCAUCCCUCAAGCCGAGGCCCUAGAUAAGAUGCUUGAGGCCAAGAACUCGAAACUGCAGCACGCAGUUGAGUUGCAGAUCGACGACGCCCUCCUCGUUGCGCGUAUCACUGGCCGCCUGAUCCACCCGGCGUCCGGCCGCAGCUACCACAGCACUUUCAACCCCCCCAAGGACUACAUGAAAGACGAUGUGACGGGCGAGCCGCUCAUCCAGCGGUCUGAUGAUAAUGCCGAGGCUCUCAAGAAGCGCCUUCUCACCUACCACGCCCAGACCAGUCCCGUCGUCGGAUACUACAAGAAUACAGGCAUCUGGAAGGGUAUCGAUGCCAGCCAGGAGCCCGGCCAGGUGUGGAAGAGCCUGUUGAACAUUUUCGAUGGCGACAAGAAGAAGAGCAGCAUUUUGAGCAAACUGACUGGCCAAUGAUCCCCGCCACAGCAACUCCAGGAAAUAUGUCUUGGACUACUUCCGGGCAACCGGUAUGAUAUCGGUCAGCGAUUGAUACGGAUUCUGGAAGGGCAGGUGUCUGGCGAAUUCCGCCUGGGCGCCCUAGAGGAAAAGGAUGAAUCCUAG